UGGAAAGCACAUAGACUUGAACAAGUCAAUCUUUAUUCUCUCCCUCACAACUCUCUGAUUAGUCUCUCCGAUUCUCUCUUUUUUCUGUGCGACUCUGCGGGUGCGCGAAAAAGCGAGCAACGAUGGCGUCUUCAGAUCUCGAAAUCAAGGCGAAGGAGGCCUUCAUCGACGACCACUUCGAGCUGGCCGUGGAUCUCUACACCCAGGCCAUCGCUCUCAACCCUAACCACGCCGAGCUCUACGCUGACCGUGCCCAGGCCAACCUCAAACUCGACAAUUUCACUGGGGCUGUUGCUGAUGCAAGCAGAGCAAUUGAGUUGGACCCUUCAUUGUCAAAAGCAUACUUUCGUAAAGGCACUGCAUGCAUCAAGCUUGAGGAAUAUCAGACUGCGAAGGCAGCAUUGGAAACAGGUGCAUCUUUGGCUCCAGGAGAUUCAAGAUUCACUAAUUUGAUUAAAGAAUGUGAUCAGCGCAUUGAAGAGGAAGCUGGUGAUAUACCAAUACACUCAUCGGAGAAAACAACCCCAGGAAAUGUUGUACCUAUGGAAGUUGUUCAGCCUUUCAAUGAACUUUCCGAUCAGGUGAUUGUAGCAUCAGCCAAACCAAAAUACAGGCAUGAAUACUACCAGAAGCCAGAGGAAGUGGUUGUAACUAUAUUUGCAAAGGGCAUACCGGCUGAAAGUGUUUCUGUUGAGUUUGGUGAACAAAUACUGAGUGUUAGCAUUAGCGUUCCUGGUGAGGAUGCAUAUCAUUUUCAACCUCGCUUGUUUGGAAAGAUAAUACCUUCCAAGUGCAGAUAUGAUGUUUUGUCUACCAAAGUUGAAAUCCGCCUUGCAAAAGCUGAAUCAAUACUCUGGAAGUCUCUUGAAUUCAGCAAAGAAAAUACAGUUCCUCAAAAGGUUAAUGCCUCAGUUACUGGAUCUCAAAGACCUACUUACCCAUCCUCAAAACCAAAGAGAGUAGACUGGGACAAGCUCGAAGCUGAAGUGAAGAAGGAGGAGAAAGAUGAAAAGCUUGAUGGUGAUGCAGCUUUAAACAAAUUUUUCCAAAACAUAUACUCAGAUGCUGAUGAGGACACCAGAAGGGCCAUGAAAAAAUCAUUUGUUGAGUCAAAUGGGACAGUGCUCUCCACAAACUGGAAAGAAGUGGGUUCAAAGAAGGUGGAGGGAAGUCCUCCCGAUGGUAUGGAGAUGAAGAAAUGGGAGAUCUAAGAGUCUUGCUCUAAUCACAUAUAUUGUAAUUGAGUGCGCGAUUUUGCUUCUUAAAUGUUUUUUAGUCCUUUCGUUUUCAAGCUUUGUUGGUGUGGUUGCUUGUGCUGGAAUGCAAGGAAACUCGCUCUCUCUUCUUUUUAGUUCUUCCUUUUGGUUAUGUGUACUUUAUUUUGCUCAAAAUUGACACUUGAUGUAAUUCCAGUAUCAGAACCCCGUUGCUCUUAAAUCAAAAUGACUUUUGAGUUUCUAGGUU
Corylus avellana is the source of this 1464-nucleotide messenger RNA. RefSeq names its product protein SGT1 homolog. The record is from RefSeq and is a predicted model, not a curated record. Lineage: Eukaryota; Viridiplantae; Streptophyta; Magnoliopsida; Fagales; Betulaceae. Gene Ontology annotation, molecular function: protein-folding chaperone binding.